AUGCUUAUUCCGGUGUACUUGGCAGCAUGUAUUGUCGCCACUGUGCUAGCAUACGAUGAGUCUCUCUACUUGAAACCAUUGCCACGCAAUAAGCUUAUGGCAUCUUGGGAAUUCGAAGUUGAAUCACUCCCAAGUGCUUUACAAUACUAUACUGAAGAGGAAGGGCUUGGUCAAUCAAAAGUGGAAACUUCCCAUUAUAAGUACUUUCCAAGGGCAUUGGGACCCAUCAUACAGUCCACUAACACGCGUGAAUUGCAUCUUCGUUUCACACAAGGUUGGUGGGAUCUGGACGCCUGGGGCACCCUUCCUGCCAACGGGACUCGAAGUGGAGGUACUGGGGUAGAAGUAUGGGCAGUUAUUGAAGCUCCAGACGUCUCUGGUGCCAGAAAGUCAUGGAACAAGUUGGCCAACUCGCUCUCGGGAUUCUUUUGUGCCUCUUUGAAUUUCAUUGAUGAUUCCAUUACUACUUUCCCCAAACAUGCAUCAGAAUCAAAAGCUCAAGAUGAUGUACGAUACUUACUGAGUGAUUCCAACAAGUUGUACUUUCUUAGAGCAUCCUUGCCCAGUGAACCUAUCUGUACUGAAAAUUUGACUCCUUUCUUGAAAUUACUCCCCACUAGAGGGAAAUCAGGAGUUUCUUCAUUAUUGGAAGGUCAUAAAGUAUUUGAUUCUCUUUGGCAUGGUAUGUCUAUUGACGUGACUUCUGUCUGUGAUGAUGAAAAUGAAUCAACCUGUCAUUUAUCAAUGCAUCAAUCGGUAAAUUCUGUUAUCGAUCUCAUUCGCUCCAUUAGAAAAAGAACUUCUGGUGGUAUCCCUAAGCCAGUCCCUGGUGAUGAUUUGAGAUGUGACCCUUCAAAGCCACAUAAUGCAUGGCAAUGUUUCCCCCUUGGUGAUCCAACAGACUUGACAUGGUCGUUAGAUUCUAUCUUGGGUAGAAAGAUUGUUGGUCCAGCAUUUACUGGAGAUUCCGAAUCAUCUAAAGUAUACAUUGAUAUUAAUCCUGAAUUUUAUAAUGUGAGUGUUAUUAAAAGUCAACAAAAUGGUUGGAGUGUGGAAAAAUUGUCUCCUCCAAGUGAUGGUUCAAAUAUUAUUUCUUAUAAUAUUUCUGACUCCGUUGCGCAUGACAUCAAAUUUGAGACAACUGAUUCAACCAUGACUUCUCCUAUCAAUGAACCACCUCUUAAAGUAUCAAGAUCUCUCACAGGUUAUUCGCAAGAUCAAGGUGGAUUCCGUGUAUCCUUCACCAACCCUUCGACUGAAAAGAUCGAAUUUGUCUACUACGAAGUUCUUCCGUGGUAUAUGAGACUUUAUUUCAAUACUCUUUCCAUGGUCAUCACCAAUAAUGGACCAGUUGAAAGUCAAGGUCAAGGAUCUGGUCAAGAGUCUGAUUACAUUAAAAAUAGAUAUUAUAAGCCAGCUAUAGAUAGACAACGACCAUCUCAUCUAGAACUUACCAUUGAAUUGCCUCCUCAAACUUCAAUGACUCUUACUUAUCAAUUUGAUAAGUCAUUGUUAUUAUACGCUGAAUAUCCUCCAGAUGCUAACCAUGGAUUUACUGUGGAACCGGCUGUGGUUACAGUUUUAGGAGGUCAAGAUAAAAAGAGUGUUUAUGAGCUUCGUACUACCAGUUUGUUAGUGACACUCCCAACUCCUGAUUUCUCCAUGCCUUACAAUGUUAUUAUUUUAACUAGUACAGUGAUGGCCUUAGCCUUUGGUUCUGUAUUUAACUUACUUAUUCGUAAGGUUGUUACCGAAGAAGAGCUGGAAACAUUAGCAUCACAAUCCAAAUUUGCUGUAAUUGCUGCUGCAAUCAAAAGAAAGAUUGUUAGAAAGUAA
[Candida] anglica is the source of this 1836-nucleotide messenger RNA. NCBI's taxonomy places the organism in Eukaryota, Fungi, Ascomycota, Pichiomycetes, Serinales, Debaryomycetaceae. The record is from the annotation of a GenBank genome assembly.